CCUAUAUAAUCUGCCUCUUUUGGUAAGUGGUUCUUUCAAGAGUCUUGCUGCAGAUCAAGGUUUUUCAGUAUCCAAAGAUCUUCCUUGUCUCCACACUUACAUGGCCUACAAUUUGUUUCAUCAAGAUUCCUACGACGAUCGAAGAAGUUAUCCAAUUUUAGAAGACGACGAAAAUGCCCCUAUCUGGUUACCUCCCUUGUACGACGAAAGUAGUAACUUUAAACGGAUCAAGAGAACCGUAAGUUUAGGUGCGUUUACGAGUAGCAACUCUAGCAGCAGUAACGUUUCUAGCCACAUUCCUCGCACUAGCAGCACGAGUAGCUUGAGCAGCGUUCCGAAGCUUCAAUUCCGAGACCAUAUAAUGACCUACACUCGUCGUUAUCUCACCGUCGAGGAGGAGGAGGAGGAAGGAGCCUCCGUCGCCGACCUCGUCGGGUCUGAGGGCGGCCAAGGAGGAGGAGUUGCCGGAGAAGGAAACAAUGCCGACGGAAUGAAACUAGUCCAGUUGUUGAUUUCGUGCGCGGAGGCCGUCGCGUGUCGGGACAAAUCCCAUGCGUCGGUUUUGCUUUCCGAGCUUCGAUCCAACGCUUUGGUAUUCGGCUCGGCUUUCCAGCGCGUGGCGUCCUGUUUCAUGCAGGGGCUAGCCGAUCGGCUCGCGUUGGUUCAACCACUCGGCGCCGUCGGCUACGUCGUCGUCCCCCCCAGGACGACGACGACGACGAGCGUUGCCUCCGAGAAACGGGAGGAGGCACUGCGCCUGGUUUACGAGAAUUGCCCGCACAUCCAGUUCGGUCACUUCGUGGCCAAUUCUUCAAUAUUGGAAGCCUUUGAGGGAGAGAGAUUAGUCCACGUGGUGGAUCUAGGGAUGACCUUAGGUCUUCCCCACGGCCACCAGUGGCGCGGGCUCGUCCGCAGCUUGGCUGACCGGCCGGGCCCGCCUCCCCGUCUCCGCAUCACAGCUGUCGGGCUGUGCGGGGACGAGUUUCGGGCCAUCGGAGAUGAGCUCGAGGCCUACGCGGUAGGGUUAGGGCUCAAUUUGGAGUUCUCGGUGGUCGAGAGCAACUUGGAAAACCUCGACCACAAAGAUAUAGACGUUCGCCCCGGAGAAGUGCUCGUUGUGAACAGCAUUCUCCAGCUACAUUGCGUGGUGAAGGAGAGCCGGGGCGCGUUGAACUCGGUUCUCAGAGUCAUACACGGGCUCUCGCCGAGGGUUCUGGCCCUCGUCGAGCAGGACUCGAGCCACAACGGGCCAUUCUUUUUGGGACGGUUCAUGGAGGCGUUGCACUAUUAUUCGGCGAUAUUCGACUCGCUCGAUGCGGUGUUGCCCAAGUACGACACGAAACGGGCCAAGAUGGAGCAAUUCUACUUUGCGGAGGAGAUCAAGAACAUCGUGAGUUGCGAGGGGCCCGCGAGGGUCGAGAGGCACGAGAGGGUUGAUCAGUGGCGGAGGAGGAUGAGUCGGGCCGGGUUUCAGCCCUCGCCGUUGAAAAUGUUGGCACAAGCCAAGCAGUGGCUGAGCAGCAUCAAUGCUUGUGAGGGUUACACUAUUGUGGAGGAGAAAGGUUGUCUUGUGUUGGGGUGGAAAUCCAAGCCCAUUGUGGCUGCUUCUUGCUGGAAAUGCUGAAACACAAAUUAAAAAAAAUACCUAAACAAAAUUAAUA
Erythranthe guttata (spotted monkey flower) is the source of this 1661-nucleotide messenger RNA. RefSeq names its product GRAS family protein RAD1. Lineage: Eukaryota; Viridiplantae; Streptophyta; Magnoliopsida; Lamiales; Phrymaceae. The record is from RefSeq and is a predicted model, not a curated record.